This is a messenger RNA of Mya arenaria, 682 nucleotides long. RefSeq names its product barrier-to-autointegration factor-like. The record is from RefSeq and is a predicted model, not a curated record. Bases 309 to 575 code for a protein of 88 amino acids. The transcript has 3 exons. Lineage: Eukaryota; Metazoa; Mollusca; Bivalvia; Myida; Myidae. Gene Ontology annotation, molecular function: DNA binding.
AUGAGGUUAGACACAUAAAGGGACAAAUACAAUGUCAAACACAUCGACAAAUGACCCGGCGACAAUAUAUUUAUCUAAACUUUGAUAAAAUCAUUAAAUAAUGAAACUUACCGUGAAAGGGAAUAUUUGUUGACACUGAAUGUUAUCAGAAAUGAAAAAUACAGCGUCCUUUUAUUCUCAAUAUGUUAUUUUGACUUUAUUUUCAUCGAGUUAUUACUUCCUUCCGGUUGUCAUUCGCUGCAAGCAGAAAACUUGGAAUAGGAAAAUAUUGAGUUUAUCACUGAAUAAAGACAGAGUAAUAAAGAAUCAUGACGUCCCGAGUACACAGAGACUUUGUUAAGGAGCCUAUGGGAAACAAGUCUGCAACGGCGCUGCCUGGGAUCGGUAUUGUGGCAGGACGAAACCUGAGUGCGGCAGGAUACGCCAAGGCGUCCAAUGUUUUUGGCAAGUUCCUGGUUUUAAACCGAGAUGAAACUCAGUUUAAAAAAUGGUUAAUGAGUACUGCUGGGGCAAAUACUGGACAACAGAAUCAGUGCUACCAAUGCCUUGUAGAGUACAAUAGCAAGUGGAUGUAGUGACAUGUUCUUGUAGUAGUGACAUGUUCUUGCAGUGUUUUGACAUCUUCAUGUAGAAGUGACAUGUAUUUGUGGUGAGACGUGUUCUUGAAUGAUGUAAACAGUAA